Scomber japonicus (chub mackerel) is the source of this 469-nucleotide messenger RNA. It is a transcript of the gene sptssa, whose product is annotated as serine palmitoyltransferase, small subunit A. Gene Ontology annotation, molecular function: serine C-palmitoyltransferase activity. NCBI's taxonomy places the organism in Eukaryota, Metazoa, Chordata, Actinopteri, Scombriformes, Scombridae. Bases 42 to 248 code for a protein of 68 amino acids. The record is from RefSeq and is a predicted model, not a curated record. Gene Ontology annotation, cellular component: serine palmitoyltransferase complex. Gene Ontology annotation, biological process: ceramide biosynthetic process. The transcript has 2 exons.
AAGAGAAAAGGAGGAAUAAUAAUCAGAAGAAAGUUGUGACCAUGGCUCUGGGAGACUGUUGGAAGCAGCUGUCGUGGUUCUACUAUCAGUAUCUUCUGGUGACGGCGCUGUACAUGCUGGAGCCCUGGGAGCGGACGGUGUUCAACUCCCUGCUGAUCUCCGUGGCCGGCAUGGCCAUCUACACCGGCUACGUCUUCAUGCCGCAGCACAUCAUGGCCAUCCUGCACUACUUCGAGGUCGUCCAAUGACACGACGGCGCCACCUGCUGCCCGCCGCCGGCAUCGCCAUCGCCCUCAGCUCCCGUCUGAAUCUGACUUCCUGUCCGUCAACCUCCCUCCUCCCCCAUCAUGGCGUGGUGUCUCCUGGGUUUAGAAGGUGGGGGAUCAGUUCCUGUUUCCACACACACACACAGACACAGACACACACACACACACCUACACACACACACACACACCUACACACACAGACA